AUGAUGAAUGGCGACAUGGUCACUGUUGACAUGCUAAGCAUGAAAACUGAAAAGCAGGUGCACACUCUAAGCACUAAGAAUACUGAUAGGCAAAUCAUUUUGAUAAUCUCUACAAUUAACAUGGAAUAUAAGAAAGGUUUGCGGCUUGGUUUAGCAGAUAAUUGCCUCGUGUUUGAAAACGUAACCCUCACUAUAACGUGGCUCCUGAACCCUUACACCGGCAAUCUGUCCUGCAUUGUAAGCACCGGAGAUGGACACUCUAUUGAUCCUUAUCAGCCGGAGAACAGUAUAAUUCACAGCUACGCAUCACCUGGAGAAUUUGCUGUGUUUGUGGAAUGUUCCACCAGUGAAUGGCAUGUGACAGCGCAGCAGAACAUUAUUGUGGAAGAGAGCAGCGGCAACUUAAGUGUCACCGGUUGUUUCAGCCAACAUGCACUCCAAGAUGGGGGUUGCGGAGCCGCAUACGGAGAGACCCUGUGGGUUCAGGUAGAGCUGAGUACAGGUAACAACACAAGUUUUUUGCUCAUAGCAGAUAACAUGACUUUAUCUGAGUCCAGGGUAAAGAGCGGUGAAACGUCCCACAAUCUCACCCUGGACGCCGCAGCUCAACGUCUUAUUGGCCCAGGAGCCCGGAAGCUGCAGAUCAUGGCCUCUAAUAACAUAACCGGAGUCAAACUCAAUGCCAGUGUCACCAUUCAGCUCAUUGAGGCUGUGUCUGGCUUACAAGCCGUGAUGUCUACCGGCACACUAGAAGCGGGGAAAGAGCUGCAGAUAAAUCUGUCCUUAUCCCGUGGAGCGCCGGCUGAGGUGAAGAUUGAGAUCACAGGACCUAACGAAACCGUCACCCACUCCAGACAGUGCGCAACGCAGCAGCUUCACAUAUACAAUAUCACUAUUGACACAGAAGGUACUUAUACGGUGAAAGUUACAGCUGGCAAUGCAGUGUCAAACACGAGCCUGGACAUUGGAAAUAUAACAGUAAUGGGGAACUCUACUCAACAGGAAGAGACACAAGACAAGCACAGAACACCAGGCAAUGAGGAAGAGGAUGUCAUAAAGAAGCAAUGGACAAUGCAGCUAAAGUCCCGCAGCCAUGUCAGUCCCUUCUCCAACAUCAGCCUGCAAUGGCCCAGUAUUCCUGGCACUACUGUCAGCUGGUCGUGCGGGUAUUGCUGGUCUGGCUGGUAUGAGUGUGUGGAGCAGAAUCUAAUUAACACCACCUCCGAUAAGAUUGUGAUCCCUGCUCCCUGCCUGCCGCCUCCCAACGCUGCAUUCACUAUCCGGGCUGCGGUGACACACAGUGAGCAGGGCGCGGUACAAGAUGAGAAGUGUUUCUAUGUCACUGCCAAGAACCAGCUCCGAGCCCAAAUCAGUUGCGAGACCAAUUGCAAGAAUGUUAACCUCUCCAACGACAUGGUGUUCCGUGCUUCGUGUGAGGAUUGUGAGGAUGUUACAUAUAGCUGGUAUCUUGACGCCAGCUUAAUGAAGAAGCCUAUGAGCCUCCCUGCCAUGUGCCACCAGCGGGAUUUCAGACUCAGCACUCUGAUCUUGUUACAAAGGAACACGUCCACCUUGGUGCUGAACAGCAGCUUCUUGCAGAACCAAUCAGACGGCGCGUUCAGAAUAAAGCUGACAGCCAAGAAUUCACAUGAGUAUGGAGAGGAGAUGAUUGUUGUUAGAACCCUGCCCCCUCCAGAGGUGCCGACCUGCACUGUAGAUCCUGGUGAGGGUUCUGCGUUGACCAGCUUCCGGAUUUCCUGCUUUCCUCCGUGUUCUCUGACUGACUCCUGUAUCCAUGACGAUCGCAUCUCUCUCACUUACUGCUUUUACCCCAAGCCAAAGUCUCAGCUGUACUGUGGCCCAAAUCGGGAACUUCCCUCUGUUCAUUUACAACUUGGAGAAGAAGAGAAUGACUUCAUGCUAAACGUUACGGUUACUGUCACUAAUAACUUUGGAGAUUCCAUCAACACCACAGUGAAAGUUAAGGUCAGACCUGAUGAGACGAGCAUCGAGAACCUGGCAUCUUUCCUGUCUGAGAGAUCUGCCAACAUUAUAAAGGAGGGGAGCGACAGCAACUCACUAAUGCAGCUGUACAAAUCCGUAUCGUCUGUCUUAAAUCAAGAGGCCCCUGUGGACAACCGCAAUGUGUCCCUGCAAAGAGAUAAGAAAGAGUUACGUGAAGUAAUGCUAACAGCGCUCUCUGCUGUUAAUGUCACGUCACUGCACACAGCUCUGCAGAUGUCCGAGGUGCUGAAAGACAUUACAUUAAGAAGCGAAGAAUUGUCUUCAUCAGCUCAGGUGGAAGCCAUGACCGUGCUGAAAGACGUCAGUCAUUCCUUACUGACCAUAAACAAUGAACAAGACCAAACAAAGGAAACAACAGCAAACUAUCUCUUUAAUGCUAUCAGCAAUGUGCUGGAAGCCAGUGCAAGGAACGGGACUGAUGGGGAGAGCAGGAGCACAGUGUCACAGCAUUUACUGAGUGCAGUGGAGAAUCUGCAGAGUGCAUUACUGGUCGGAAAAGUACCAAAUAACGAGCCCACGGUAUUGAUGGCACCUACAGCUACUAUGUACAUAAACAGGCUGCAGUCUGACCAAGUAGAGGGGACGUCUGUGAAUAUUCCUGACAUCAGCACAGCGACGUUCACCCUUCCGUCACUGUCCUCACUGAACAUCCCCCUAGAUAACGAAGAAGUGCUGGAUCUUCGGAUGGUGAGUUUCUCAGUGAAUCCAUUCUCACAGAGUGCCACGUUUGAUAUCAGCGGAUCUGUAGGAGGACUGAGCCUCACCAGCCUGAAUGGAUCAGUUAUCCCCAUAAAGAACCUCACGGAAUACAUAGAGAUAAUAUUACCCAGGAAUUCCACGGCUGACGGAGAGAAAAGCCUUUUGUCCCUGGCUAAUUUCACGUCCCUCCUGGUAAAUGUAACAUCGGCCAGCAUGCCUCUUGUUAUUCAUCUGGAACUCAGCGAGGACAUACCCCUGGCCCUGUACCUUGGGUACGAGUAUCAUCCAAACCAGACAAACUAUGACAUUGAUGUUCAUCUGUCUAAAGGACAAUACUCUGGAGAUAAAGGAUAUUCCUGGGUGAUAAACCCCAAGGAGCUUUUUGGGGAGGGGACCUAUUACUUGACUGUAACACCAGAAGUGGAGGGAGAUGUUCUCAGUAUAAAGAACAUAUCCAUAGCUGUCACCUGCUUUGCUUCCCAGUGCGUGUUCUGGGAUGAGACCAACCAGGACUGGAAUAGCACUGGGUGCCAUAUUGGACCCAAAACUACUCCCCAUAGUAUCCAGUGCCUCUGCUCCCACUUAACCUUCUUUGGUAGCUCAUUCAUUGUCAUGCCAAAUGCUAUUGAUGUGAGCCGAACAGUGGAACUCUUUGCCACCUUUGUAGACAAUCCAGUGGUGGUGACCACCGUCGGGUGCAUUGCUGUAUUCUAUGUGUUGGUGCUAAUCUGGGCAAGGAGAAAAGAUAUUCAGGAUAAUGCCAAGGUGAAGAUCAUAGCACUUGAAGACAAUGACCCAUUCGCCCAGUAUCGAUACCUCGUCACUGUCUUCACUGGCCACCGCAGAGGAGCUGCAACCACAUCCAAGGUAACUCUUACACUGUAUGGCUCUGAUGGAGAGAGUGAUCCUCACCACCUGUCUGACCCAGAUGGAGCGAUAUUUGAACGUGGGGGGUCUGAUGUUUUCAUGAUGACAACCUUAUUUCCACUUGGGGAAGUGCAGAGCAUUAGACUGUGGCAUGACAACUCUGGAGCCAGGCCCUCAUGGUACGUGAACAGAGUUCUGGUACAUGACGUGGAACUGGACCAGAAGUGGUAUUUUCUCUGUAAUUCUUGGCUUUCCGUUGAGGUUGGAGACUGUAUGCUGGAUAAAGUGUUCAGUGUCGCCACAGAAGAGGAUAUGAAACAGUUUAGCAAUCUGUUUUUCAUGAAAACAUCCAAAGGAUUCCGGGAUGGUCAUAUCUGGUACUCAGUCUUUAGCCGCUCUCCCAGAAGCCCUUUCACCCGGAUGCAGAGAGUGUCCUGCUGCUUCUCCUUACUCCUCUGCACCAUGCUGACAAGCAUCAUGUUCUGGGGGGUGCCCACAGACCCUGCUGACCAGAAGAUGGAUUUGGGUAAAAUCGAGUUCACCUGGCAGGAGGUUAUGAUUGGAUUUGAAAGCUCCCUGCUGAUGUUUCCCAUCAACCUCCUGAUCGUACAGAUCUUCAGAAACAUCCGACCCAAGCAAAAAAAGGAAUCGUCAGAGAAAAAGGAAAGAGAUUGUACGUCAGAUACUGCUACCAGGUCUUCAUCCUCACCAGCUGUCUCCGGCUUGAUCCUCACCCCAGAUACUAUUUUGAAGGACAUCAGAAGAAUCGCCAGCUCCCUUUUUAAAGCCCAGAAGGCUCCUUUACCCGAUGUACAUUUCGGGAAGUCAGCGGACAUCAACAAACUUUUAUCGCUGGUAGAAGACAUCAUCCUGAAACAGAACAGAGCUGGACAAGAGUUUUAUGAUGAGGAUAAGAAGAAGGAGAGGUCUCUGACCCUCAGCCUUGGCUCUGUAGAUGAAGAAAUGAGGAGCGUCACCCCAGAAAAAGCACUAGGAGAGAGGCCUCCCCGAGGAGAGCAGAACCGCUGCCUCUACCAGCAGCUCCAGCACAUUGAGAGGAAGUUGGAGCUCCUAGGACACCAUCAGUUCCAGAAUCCCCGGAGUUACAGCCAGGCUGUGUCACAAGUGCAGCACAUGAAGGAAAUCUUGGAAGACCAAAUCUAUGCAUCUGGUUCUGCUAGUGACAUAUGCUCCUCCAGCGCCAGUUUAUCAGAGGAGAAGAAGAAGACUAAGCCUAAGGGUUUGCCCUGGUGGUUCGUCUUCGUCGGCUGGUUUCUCGUGGCAGCUACUAGCGGUGUAUCUGGCUUCUUCACAAUGUUAUACGGCCUGCAUUACGGGAAGGACAGUUCUAUCAAGUGGCUGAUAUCGAUGGCAAUCUCAUUCUUUGAGAGUCUCUUCAUCACGCAACCUUUAAAAGUGCUGGGUUUUGCAGCAUUUUUUGCUCUAGUUCUUAAGAAAGUGGAACCGGAAGAUGAGGAGGAAACGGCGCUGAAUGGAGACUACUCUGCACCAGGUGAUCCGAAUCCGUUGCUAGAGUGUCGUAGAGACAGUAACAUUUACCAGCCUCCUCCUCCUACUGAUGUAUCAAGGAUGAAGAAUAACUUUAUAAAGGAACAAAAAGUUUUUGCCUUAAUAAGAGAAAUAUUAGCUUACCUGGGAUUCUUGUGGAUGUUGUUGCUGGUCGCAUAUGGGCAGAGAGACCCCAAUUCGUACUACCUCAAUAAACAUAUCGAGAAUAGUUUCACCGAUGGUCUUGGAGAUGUCUGCAGCUACCGAGAUUUCUUUACCUGGGCAAACACGACUCUGAUCAACAAUCUAUAUGGAACUUAUCCAGGCUUUGUGACAGAUGGUCACUCCAAGCUGGUCGGAGGUACGCGGAUCCGUCAGGUUCGCGUCAUAAAGGAUUCUUGCCCAAUAGCGCGUGCCCUGCAGAGCACAAUUGAAGACUGCCGGACUCCGUACUCUCUGGAUACAGAAGAUAUGGGACUGUAUGGUGAAAAGUGGAAUAUCUCUGCUUUCAGCAACACAACUGAAGCCAACACAGCAUGGCACUACCAGAGCCAGUCUAAACUUAGGGGCCACCCGGUCUGGGGCCGACGGACAACGUACCGCGGAGGGGGCUAUGUGGUUGAUUUAGGAAGUGAUCGAGCGACUGCUUCCAGAGUUUUGCAGUAUCUCUUCAACAACGUCUGGCUGGACACUUACACCAGAGCAGUGUUUGUGGAGUUCACCAUUUAUAAUGCCAACGUCAACCUCUUCUGCAUCAUCAGGCUGACGUUUGAGACCAAUGCAUUAGGCACCUUCCUGACGCACGCUGAUCUGCAGAGUAUCCGACUGUAUCCUUAUACGGAUGGCUUGCACAUCUUUGUGGUGGCAGCUGAAGUUAUAUAUUUCCUCUUUGUUAUUUACUACAUGGUGAUACAGGUCAAACUCAUGAGAAGUGUAAAAUGCAGACGGUAUUUUCAGAGCAAGUGGAACUUGCUGGAGUUCACCAUAAUCCUGAUCAGUUGGAGCGCCCUCUCUGUCUUUGUGAAAAGGACAAUUCUCGGGAACAGAGACAUCAACUACUACCAGGACCACAAGGACGAGUUUGUAAGUUUUAAUGAAACUGCGGAUGCGGAUGCAGCCUUGGGCUAUCUGAUAGCUUUCUUAGUACUUCUAUCCACCAUUAAGCUGUGGCACCUUCUGAGACUCAACCCAAAGCUUAAGAUGAUCACAGCGACACUGCGCAGAGCCUGGGGUGACAUCUCUGGAUUCAUCACAGUCAUGGUCAUAAUGUUUCUGGCCUAUUCCAUUGCUUGUAACUUGAUAUUCGGAUGGAAGCUUAAAUCUUACAAAACUGUGUUUGACUCUGCUAAGACUAUGGUCAGCCUUCAGCUGGGGAUCUUCAACUAUGAGGAGGUAUUGGAUUAUAAUCCAAUUUUAGGUUCUCUUCUGGUGGGAUCGUGUAUUAUUUUCAUGACCUUCGUGGUGCUUAACCUCUUCAUAUCGGUUAUCUUGGUUGCGUUCAGUGAAGAACAAAAGAAUCACCAGGCAUCAGAGGAAGAAGAAAUAGUUGACCUCAUGCUGAUGAAAAUAUGCAGCUUUCUCGCGCUACGACACAAGAAGGAGGAUGCAGAGGGUUGCGGCAAGUCUCCAGACGAGCUGACAAAGUGAUACUAUAUGAUGUUCUGCUUGUAACCGUACAGAACAGGUUCUGUAACCCAUAGCAACACACCAGUCAACAGUUACUAUGAAAAAUUACAGCUACAGCCUGAUUGAUUGCUCUGUCAAACAGUUAAGGCCUCCACACACGGCGCAAUGCGUCCUCUAAUGACACAUCUUGAGCUACGGGACCCGGUUGGGUGCCGGCAUCGGCAAGUGCAUACACACUUGCGGAUGUCGGCAGUGCCAGCAACGGCGCUGGGGGAGGGAGGGGGACACAUGACAGGGAUAGCGGGGCCAUGCUUCGGCAGCAUGGCAUCAUUCUCCACCUCCUCAGAUCUUUCUGCAUCUUCAAAAGAUCUGAGGAGACGACCAGCGACCCGCAGGUGCGCACAUAGCGUCAAUAUCAUACCCACACACGGACAGUUUUUAAACGAUAUGUCGUUCCAAUCGGUCGUAAACAUCAAUAUCAUUUAAAAAUCUCACCGUGUGUGGGAUCAGUACGAGAUCCCGGCGGUCGGAAUACCGACACCGGGAUCCCAACUGGCACAAUCCCGACAGGGGGGCGAGCGCAACGCAGCCCCUUGCGGGCUGGCUGCACUCGCCAUGCUGCAGGCACGGUGCCUCGCUACGCUCGGCACACUAAUUUAUUCUCCCUCUAUGGGUGUCGUGGACACCCACAGAAGGAGAAUAUGUCGGGAUUGUGCCGGUCGAGAUCCUGGUGUCGGUAUUUCGACCGCCGGGAUUCCGUCCGGCGGGAUCUUGACCGCAUCCCCCGUGUGUGGGCACCUUAACAUGUGUACCUAUAGUUAUUUAUUUAUUUAUGUAUUUAUUCAUUAAUUUUAACGUUAAAGGAAACAUUUCUCUCUUCACACUUAUGUGAAGCUGCCGCAGCAGUGCACAGGAGUUGUAUUUAUCAUGAGAGUGGUGACUCUGGAUACACAGCAGCUGUUUUGUAGCUACUGAAUAUAAGGAAUAUAAUACUACAUUUAAGUCAUUUCAUAUUAUGACGAGUACAGUUCAUAUUUAUCUUAUGCUGUUACACUGUGCUUCAUAUAUUCAUUUUCAGUGCAAUAACGCAUUGUGCUUGUACAGGACCUGUUUGUGUAAGCAUACAUGUACUGGCUUUAAUGAUGUACACAAUAAACUGUAAGUACUGCAACCAAA
Messenger RNA from Pseudophryne corroboree (corroboree frog), 7902 nucleotides. RefSeq names its product polycystin-1-like protein 2. Bases 1 to 6747 code for a protein of 2248 amino acids. NCBI's taxonomy places the organism in Eukaryota, Metazoa, Chordata, Amphibia, Anura, Myobatrachidae. Gene Ontology annotation, molecular function: protein binding; calcium ion binding; calcium channel activity. Gene Ontology annotation, cellular component: membrane. Gene Ontology annotation, biological process: detection of mechanical stimulus. The transcript is spliced from 40 exons. The record is from RefSeq and is a predicted model, not a curated record.